This is a messenger RNA of Aspergillus ibericus CBS 121593, 2762 nucleotides long. Its product is annotated as FAD-dependent oxidoreductase. Bases 1 to 2475 code for a protein of 824 amino acids. The transcript has 5 exons. NCBI's taxonomy places the organism in Eukaryota, Fungi, Ascomycota, Eurotiomycetes, Eurotiales, Aspergillaceae. Gene Ontology annotation, molecular function: FAD binding. The record is from RefSeq and is a predicted model, not a curated record.
AUGGCUGCGAAUGGAAAGCAAAAGUUUCGCGUCAUCAUUGUGGGCGGCUCCAUCGCCGGCUUGACAUUGGCGCACUGCUUGAUCAAAAGUGACAUCGAGUUUGUGGUCCUUGAGGCUCGUGGUGAUAUUGCACCGCAGGAAGGCGCCUCCAUUGGGAUUUUGCCAAAUGGGUCUCGCAUCCUGGAUCAACUGGGCAUGUUGGAUGACUGUAUCGAAUUGACUGCCCCGCUGAAGCACUCUUUCAUCUGGUCUGAGAGCGGGGCACUGAUAUUCGAGGACGAUUCCUUCGAGACAAUCGAAAGGAGACAUGGCUACCCUGUCAUUUUUCUUGACCGACAAGCUUUACUUCACACUCUGUUCAAACACCUAGGACCCCAUCAAAACCAGAUACAUGUCAACAAGCAAGCCGUCUGCGUCGAUCAUCACCCUACACAUGUCUCUGUUCACUGUGCGGACGGCUCAAUUUAUGAGGGAGAUCUGGUUGUUGGAGCCGAUGGGGUACAUAGCAGGAUUCGACAAGAGCUGUGGCGCUAUCUGGAGACCCACUCUUUGCAGGAUGAGGUUGCUCAGGAUCGAAGCACAAUGAUCAAGGAAUAUUCCUGUGUCUUUGGCAUCUCCGCCACACCUCCCGGUAUCGAAGUUGGGCACGGCCAUCGAACCAUGGCCCAGGACUAUGCGUUCGUGAUCAUGUCGGGCAGGAAGGGUCGGUUGUACUGGUUUCUUUUUGCUAAGAUGGAUAAGCACUACACAGGUUCGCAGCGAGUAAGAUUCACAGCGGAAGACAUGGACGCCCAUGCUGCUCGAUACCUGGACAAGCCUGCUGCAGGAAAGGUCCCAUUCUCUGCUAUCUAUGAAAGAGCAGAGCACAAGUCAUAUCUGCCCUUGGAAGAGGCCUGCUUCAAGUAUUGGUCUAAAGGCAGGUUUGUCUGCAUUGGCGACUCGGUGCACAAAAUGACACCCAACAUGGGCCAAGGCAGUAACAGCGCCAUGGAAAGUGCUGCAUGUCUCGCAAACCAUCUAACGCGAUUCAUGAAAUCGUGUGAUGGUAAGAUCUCCCUACGGCAACUGGAGGAUUGUCUCCAAGAAUGGCAGACUCUGCGGUGGCCUCGAGCGGCAGACAUGGUUGCAGCAUCUGCCCACCUGACGAGAGUCGAUACUAUCAAAACAUGGAAGCACAAGCUUGCGGCAGUCUUUCUCCUGCCACUUAUGAAAGACUUUACCGUGGAAAUAGCAACGAUGGCCCUUGUUGGAGCAGAAAAGCUGGACUCGGUACCGGUUAUCCCACGAGGGGACGGAGGUGCCAUACCAUUCGUCCCCAACUUUGACCGUAUCAGGCUGGAGCCAAUGUGGAAAUACAUUCUUCUGGGCAUCGCUCCGCUGGUUGGUUGUUACAGCCUAAGCAGGCUCACUAUAGAUCCGAUUACCGAAACAUUGCGUCCGAUGCUUCGACACAUACUCGGACAAGGCACAUGGACUGCCGGUAACGGGGAAAUUGUUCACUUGAGAGCACCUCUUUAUCAUAUACCAUUUCUUGAUCGGAUCAUCAAUCCCUUGGUUUCCUGUCUGUUGCCAGCAAUCAGCGGCAGUGACCCCGACACCCAUGCACAAGGGCUCGCUUUCCUCAUGGACAUGGGCUCAAUGUAUGGCAUUUGGCUGCUGGAGAGUAAUCGCCAGGCACAGUCGUAUAUCGAUGUGAUAAUCACCACAAUCCUCGCCAUAUCUGCGCAGUUAGAAGGCUUCGCCCGAAUCGCACCCUGGUACUAUCUCUACGCAUCUAUUCGGACGCCUCUAUCCCGCCUCUUAUUAGGAAACAAUCGCAGGAUAGACCCAUCCACAUCUCUCACUCUCCUCCUGGCCAUGAUACUCGGCUACUACUGCCCAAUAAUAAUCAGCUUCUGCGCAUCCGGCAUAACCUCCCGACGGUCCUACAAUGCCCUAUGGCAACUCUUCCCCAUCAUCGUGCCACUACUGCACGCUUUCCUCCAACCCCCAGCAAAGUACCAGUUAUCCACCUCCACAGACCAUCCCGCAAACCCAACAAAGAAACAGAAAGCAACCCACCUUCCCUCCCUCCGACUCAUCUACCUCUCCCUCGCCCUAAUCUCAACCCUCACAGCCACUUACGCCCGCAUGACCCUCCUCAGCAGCCACCCCCUCUCAUACCUCCUCCUCUCCACCCCCGUCGCCUUUUCCAGUCCAUUCCUCUCUCCCAGCCCCACGUCAACCCUCACGACUCCCUUCCAAACCAUCGCAACCCACCUCCUCCAAUCCAACCACAUCCUCAGCCAAACAACCAGCCUCGUCUGGCUAAUUCUCCGCUUCCGUGAACUCAAAACCCUCGGGGCACCAGUAUGCUGGUGGAAAGUACUUGGAGCACUAUUGCUCAGCACAAUAGCACUUGGUCCCGGGGUUACAUUUGCGUUGGGGUGGGGUUUCAGGGAGGAGAUGGUGGAGGAUAUCGUUGGUGGGUUUUAGGGGAUGAUCUGGGAUGAGAUAUGGGAGAGGGGGCUUUGGUACGUGCUAACUAGAUGAAUCGGGUGCGGAGAUGGGAAGAAGUAGGUUUUGGGUCUGGUAAGUGCGUAUGAGGAUCUGGGGUAUUUCUAUCUGGAUGGUUGUUGGGGAUAUAUUUCCGUACGUGAGGUUGAUUUAGGAUCAUGGGAAUGUGAUCUGACUUUUGGAAAGUCUGGAUGUGUGUCGGGGUUAAGGUUAUGGUUGGAAUGUGGGUGGGCAGCGGAUCGAAGAUCCAUGGAAUGUGAGAAACG